UUAAGAACAGAAUUAUUCAAUUCCUCUGCGCAUUAGUCUCUGCGUUCUUCCCUCUCUCUCCGUGUUCGUGUUGGUAUCAGCGGUAACAAGGUGAGAAGACAAAGAUGUCCACCACCGGAACUACAACCUCAGAAGUGAGCAGCAACGAGUGGGAAGUGAUACACAUGAGCGAGCAAGAGGAGGAUCUGAUUCACAGGAUGUACAAGCUGGUCGGAGACAAGUGGAAUUUGAUAGCGGGUCGCAUUCCGGGUCGUAAAGCAGAAGAGAUAGAGAGAUUCUGGAUUAUGAGACACACUCACACUUUCUCUGUUACAAAAAAUCAAAGUAAAGCCAAAGACUCUUAAUUUUUAUUUAUUUUUUCCUCCCCACCUGUCUUUUUGGGCAUAAUUCUCAUAAAUAUAUAAAUUUCGGUUAAAUAUGUUUUACACGUCUGUAGACUUCAGAUGUUUUUAUUCAUCUUUAUAAAAAAUUUCUAUAUUUUUAGACUUUUAUUUAUUUUUUGUUAUCAAUAUCAGUUUCUAAGGUUACAAUUUUAUACGUAUUUUUGUUUAUUUUUUUAUCUCUUUCAAAAGGACUGAUAUUGAUGAUGAAAAACCUAAUAAAAGACUAAAAGCCCAGGGGAGAAAAAUAAAAUAAAAAUCUGAAGUUUGAUAAGAAAUUAAAAAUAUAUUUAACCGGAUAAAUUUUGUUGUGAAAUUGUUGUUUCGCCCAUUAUAUUCCUUCUUGUUGAAUCGUAAACUUCCAUGAGUUUCAUAUAGAAGCUAUGAAAAAGUUUGCAUUUUAGUUUGUAUAAAAAAGUGUGUAUUAGACUACUUUAAUUUGAGUGAUUUAUAAUUUGAAUUUGUGAUUUUUUAUUUUAGUUUA
Molecule: messenger RNA, 864 nt
Organism: Vigna unguiculata (cowpea)
Lineage: Eukaryota; Viridiplantae; Streptophyta; Magnoliopsida; Fabales; Fabaceae
Product: MYB-like transcription factor ETC3
Biological process (GO): regulation of DNA-templated transcription; cell differentiation
Cellular component (GO): nucleus
Molecular function (GO): transcription cis-regulatory region binding
Source: RefSeq, a predicted model, not a curated record